CAUACCGAUUUAAUGUCAGUUACAAUAACAAAAUAAAUUUUUGAAUAAAUAAUUUCCAAUAACUUUGUAAAUAAAUGAAAACAAACAUUAUUUUCUCAGGUUCACUUAUGUUCAUUGAAUAGUUACGGAUAUUAUAUACAAUAUAUAGUAUUCCAGUUGAAUAUGAAGAGAUUUACGAUAAAUGAUAUACCGGAAUUUUCAAAAAAAGAGCGGAUUGUGGUUGUUGGUGUGAUAGGAAAGUCUCCAUAUCGGUACCCUAAUAAAACAACCCCACUUUUGCCCUCAGUGAAAUAUGACGAGAAUGGUAUUGAGUGUCAUUGGGAUGAGCAUAGUGGUGUGUUAUACCUGCAUGCAGUCACAUACCUGGACACACAACGCCUGGUUGCCCUAACAGAGACCCUUGAUGAAAAUUCAAAGACCACAGAGAAAGAUGCUGAUGCUGCACACUGGUUGGUCGCUUCAGGAGAGCUUGCUGCUGAUUCCUGUAAAGAUAUAGCUUUGCUGUUCCACCUUUGUCACAUUGUGGUCCUCUCUUCACCGACUUCAGUGUUUGAUCUUGGUUAUCUGCAAUUGUUUAAAGCCAUUGAUGCUUACAGAAAUGAAUUAUCCCAACGUACGACUACAGCCCUUAUUGAUAGUGGGCUGGACGGUGUGUGGGAGUCUCAUGGUCGUUCAUGUUGCCCGCGCUUAUUGUUUCACUUCCGUCGAGCUCCGACACCAUUGCGAGGGGCGCCAGCAGCUCUAAAGAGAUUGGAGCAUGCUGUAGAAGACCAACUAUAUUUUAUAUUGAGGAAAGCGAGAAUUAUUACUAAUGUGUGCGCAAAAUCACUUUUUGCAAUACCGAAAAAUGAAGAAUUCGUGUACAUGAACGCGGAGCAGAGCGCGGGCGGCGCCCGGGACGUGAGCGGCCUGCUGCGCGGCCUGCUGCAGCGCUGCGGCCCGCACGCAGACCACGCCACUGCGCCGCCACCACACAGGCCCAGCUUCAAGCAGUUCCUGCAGACUCACAUAGACCUGGCCUUCGGAGAGGGCUUCGACGACAAUGUUGGGAAAUAUGCCAUGAGCACUUCGUUUUUUGAGCUGCCGAGUGCGUCGUCGUGGCGGCAGGCGGCGCAGGUCCUGGCGCCGCUGUAUGCGGGCGAGCCGGGGCCGGAGCCCCAGCCCGAGGCCGAGUCUGCCACGUCGGGCUCCUCCGCCGCCCCCGCAGCACCCGGCGCGCUUUACGAUUCGCUUGCCACCGACGUCCGGUUCUCGCAGGCUCGCUGUGCGAAGGUACUGCCUAUAGCACAGGCUUCAUACGCGGAAGGUCUACCAGCACAUUACUCCAGUCAGCAUCAUGCGCACAAGGCGGGCGUGGCGCUGGCCGUGCUGGGGCAGAUGGCGCGCGGGCCGCUGGCGGCGGCGGCGCGGGCGCGGCUGGCGGCCGCGUGCCACGCCACCUGGCGGAGCCGCAGCCUGUGCGAGGCGCCCUCCCUCACGCAGCAUCCCUGCGUGCUGCCCGAACACGACAGCAGCACGGAGCACUCGUCGGGCGUGCGCUACGUGGCGGCUUGCAGCUGCGGCCGCAGCAAGUGUCCGCGCGACGACCCGUACUCGCUGCGCCGCGCCAACCACACCUUCUACCAGCUCGCCGCCGACGACUGCGCCGGCUGCCACUCGCUGCACGCCAUACACUUCCCCGUCUUCCAGCCCUCCACGCCCACCUACAGAGCGGCCUCAGUAAAGGGCGCGUCAAGUCAAGAGGCGACAGGCGAGGGCGCCACUGCGACACCACCGGACGGCCCGGAACCGGAUGGCGGCGAGCCGGACGGCGCGGACGGUCCGGACGCGUGGUCGGAACCGGACGCGCUGUCGCCAGGCGAGGCCCACGACGAGGAUGAUGACGACCGCUCGUCCGCGUCAGACAGUAAAUAUGUGGUGCCGGUGCGUGGGGAUACCACUUCUGAGCGCGCGAUGACGCGGCAGCCGUCGACGACGGAGUACCUGCCGGGCAUGCUGCACGCGGGCUCGCCGGCCGGCCUGCUGCCGCCGUUCCCCAGCUGGAGCCUGCUGUGCCUGGGGCCGUCGUCGCUCUACUCGCACGCGCAGGGGCUGCCCGAACACCUGCAGCCCGGCUUCCUGCCGCACACCAACUACCUGCUGCCCUGGGACUGCGCCGUGCGCAUGGAUCAGGUGAGCGCGUGGCGGUCGAGCGGCGCCGCCGGGGCGGGCGGGCGCGGGCGGGGCAAGGCGGCCGCCCCGCACCACCUCACCGUCAAGAUAUUCAUCGGCUUCGAGUACGAGUGCCCGCGCGGACACAGGUUCAUGAUGUCAUCGCCGGACACGGUGGUGUCGGGCGGCGGCGGCGGCGGCGGCGCGCGGCUGGCGGCCAGCGACAUGCCGCUGUACAGCAGCUGCGUGUGCCGCGGCGCCGCGCCGCUGCCCGCGCAGCUCAUGCGGCUGCACGUCGUCACGCCCAAGGCGCCCGUCCACGUCACGCUCGACCCCAAGGCGCAGCCGGUGCCCGGUGGGCCGAUCUUCGUACCGCAGCCGGUUGGGUCGCCGCCGAUCAAGCUGUCCGCCUCCGCCUACUGGGUGCUGCGCCUGCCCUACAUGUACUGCGACGAGCGAGGCUGCCUGCCUCGCCCGCGGCCGCCGCGCUCGCACUCGCACCCGCAGCUGCCUCCGCAGCGGGCCGGCUUGCUCAUAGCACCCGUCUUCGGCUUGCAGGACUAGUCAACAACUUACGAAAUCCAUUGAUAAAGCUACGCGUGUGAUCUACGUUGUUACAUCGACGAAUACCAGUUGUCAAUGAUCAGUAAUUAUGCAAGGUAUGUUGGUAAUCCAUUCGAAACUCAAAACCAAUGUGAGAGUUAAAGAUAUGCAAACAAUUUGUUGUUCUAGAACCGUCGAUAACUUUUAAUGUUGAAAAGCAAUUUACAACGAAAUAUAUGCAUCAAACUCAAAAAAGAUGAUAUCUAUAUGUCAAAAUUAUUUAAAAAGGUUUAUGUACCAUUUUGAAACUUUAUUUUCUUGUAUACUGAUAAAGCACGGAAAACGUCGUUCAGGAAACUACGAUAAUCCGACUCGAAGGACCAUGAUAUAUAUCUGUCAGAAUGCUAAUGUUGAUAUUUAAAUGAGAAAUGGAGAUAAUAAAAUAAAAAUGUUAUAUUUAUAAAUUACUAAUUAUAUUUUUAUUAAACAUAUUCAUAUCGUAUGCUCAUGAUUGUUAUAUCUAUCUUCACGCCAUGUCCUUUGCGAGGUUGGCAGAGAGAACUGACUGCCAAAGAUCUCUAUCCUUCCAUAUAUCUCUUGCUUCCUCAUGAUUGUUUAUAGGGAAAUUAUGAGUAUAUUAUAUUUUACUAACUACAAAAUUUGUAAGCCAACACAAAUAUUGUAAUGUGUUACACCUUUAAACGAGACAUCGUCAAGUAAUCCAUUGAAACAACACCCUUUCAAUCCCUCUCUUCCAUAACUGCUUUCACAAUCUUUCUUCUUUUCUAAUCGAAUAUUAAUGCUGCGUCAGGGUUCUAUACCAGUCAGUUGUAGUUUGGACAUCGAACAGCCAAUAUUAGCUCUUCAAAUUUCGAUCAAUUCAUUAAAUGGUUUUACUUCGUUUAGUGGUGAAACAGGUGUUGCUAUAUACAAUCCAAAUUGUAUAAUAAAAAAAAGCAAUAACAGUCGAAGAAUGAUCAUAGAUAAGCCGUUUUGAAACCUAUUUCGACAUUUAUCUAUGGUUAAUCUUCAUAGAUAAAUACCGAAAUAAUUUAUCGCUAGAUAAUCUUCAUUGCCGUAUGCAUGAAAUGGAAUGAAAUGGCAACGUCUAGUGUUUUGUUCCUAUGCGUGCAGCGACGAAAAUGUAUCUACCGAUUGGUUAGCGCAGAGUCCUUCAUACUAAAUGAUGUUGUGCAUGUUGAUUGUAAUGCAAUAAAAUAAAAUAAUAUUCACUAGCCAACUAAUUGUACAUAAUAAAUUGAUUAUAUUUUGCCUUAUCUAGUAAGUAAUAUUUGAACAUUUUUGUUUAUGACCUUAAAGUUAUUUCUAAUAAAAAAAAAAACAAACAUACUCUGGGCCCACAAUAUUGCGUAAGUGGUCAAGAAAGGUUACUAAGUGAAGAGCUUUGUACUAGACGUUGUAACCGAUGCACAAAAUUGUAGAGUUUAACACAUUGCAUAUUGAUACCGAAAGUGGUAACUAAGGAAACCAUGCAUGAUAUGACAGUGCAAAGGGAAGGAAUCUCAAAAGUCUAGAAGGGAAAAAGUUUAGAAAAAUGAGGUUGUCCAUUCACCAUAAUGUCAGGAUU
Molecule: messenger RNA, 4282 nt
Organism: Galleria mellonella (greater wax moth)
Lineage: Eukaryota; Metazoa; Arthropoda; Insecta; Lepidoptera; Pyralidae
Product: nonsense-mediated mRNA decay factor SMG8
Exons: 13
Coding region: 163-2715 (850 amino acids)
Biological process (GO): nuclear-transcribed mRNA catabolic process, nonsense-mediated decay
Source: RefSeq, a predicted model, not a curated record